Messenger RNA from Notodromas monacha, 1492 nucleotides. The record is from the annotation of a GenBank genome assembly. NCBI's taxonomy places the organism in Eukaryota, Metazoa, Arthropoda, Ostracoda, Podocopida, Cyprididae.
AGGCAUACACGUGAUCAUAUCUCUCGUGAAGAUUAUUGUGAGCGAAACCUCUUGAAGCGUUCUGUGCUUACGAAUAUACGGCGGUCUUGUGAAGUUCGCCGUUACUACUGUAGGCUGAUGUGAGCAUUGGCUGAUACAUAAAAAAAUGAAUACAGUCGCUCCAACGCACGACUUCGAUCCAGUAAUUUUAAAAGGAUUUCGUUUGCUCAUGUCGAAACGGGAAGAAUCUGCCGUUGAACUUCGACAGCUGUUCGAAGAUCUGGUUGCUCAACGACUCACGAGUGGAAAACAGGCUGGCAAGGUGGAUAGCUUGAAAUCCUUCUCACAUGUUUCAAAAACCAUGAAAUCAGUCGAAGGAAAUAAGCGUCUUCUGGAGAAGUCCAGCGAAGAGUCCGGAUCCAGUUCGAAACGGCUUAAAACAUCGGAAGACUCCUCAACGUCGAAAGUAUCGAAUAAAGUCAAGCUUCCGCAGACUUCUCCUGGAAGCGGCGACGGCGACUUCACCAUGGAUUAUGUACUACGUACUCUCGUUGGAGUCUACUGUGAUGUUUGCAAAAAAGCUGAACCCACACAAUUGCUGGAGUGCAACACUUGCAAAAAGAUGUAUCACCAGGAUUGUCAUCAACCGAAUGCCCUGGCCCGUGAAGCCUAUGAUCCACGUAAUGUGUGGUAUUGCAAUAAAUGCAAGUCCUCAAAUACGUCGAAAGUAAAGCCUACCAGUUCUGCUCAGGGAAGUGCAAAACCAGCGAGUCGUUCUGUUCUGUCAUCGAGUGAUCGAGAGAAGUCAUUAUCUUCGAAAGACAAGCUGUCAAAAGAGAAGAAAGCAUCCAGUGGAAGUAGCAAAUCUUCCAAGACUCCGUUUGUUAAUUUAACUGCCGGACGAUCAACAUCCUCGGGAUCUUCCUCGUCUCAUCCGAAAACUGCCUUGAUAGAUGCCCAGAAAAGGAUGGAAAAUAUGAAAAAGAAGGCCGCGGAAAAACGGAAAAUCUUAUAGCUUUUCCGGAUUUAAAUCAGUUUUUUGUCUGCUGGGUUCUUGCAAGAAUGUGAUAAAAGUAUGUUUUCUGAGGAUGUCGCCGAAGUGUGUUUUUGAAAAUGAGCACGAAGUGAAGUAUGCCACAUUUACUUAUUUGGAAAGCAACCUCUGUGUUGCUUUGACUUCCAUUAUUUGUUCAUCAUCUGAAUCGGGAACACGGGUAUUAGUGAGUUCCUCUGAAGGAAGAUUCACAAUACUUCAUAUCCAUUCGUAAAAGUAUCAGAAAGUGAAGAACUGAAGAAACCUUCGAUACCAUCAUUUGAGUUUUAUUGGGUUUGCUUAAUUCAGAAGACAUAGAAUGUUGAGGAAACUGAAGUAUUUUUUAUGAGACCAGCAAAUCUUGAGUUUGAGCAUGAGCCACUGAGGUUUAAAGUUGUUCGUGGCCAAAAAUCCUCUUUUCUAUUGCUGCUGCUUUCAUUGUUCAGUGUUUGGAACCGAGGCUGUUGAAUGGAGAUUGAG